Messenger RNA from Solanum stenotomum, 481 nucleotides. Its product is annotated as anther-specific protein LAT52-like. The record is from RefSeq and is a predicted model, not a curated record. The coding region runs from base 34 to 360 and encodes 108 amino acids. Lineage: Eukaryota; Viridiplantae; Streptophyta; Magnoliopsida; Solanales; Solanaceae. The transcript has a single exon.
AUAGGUGCCACUGUGCGUUUAACAUGCAAGGACAUGGAGACACACAACGAGACGUUUACAACUGAAGGCAAAACCGAUUAUAUUGGCAAAUACACAUUGACAGUUGAAGGUGACCAUGAAAAUGACAUUUGUGAGGUUACUUUGGUAAACAGUCCAAAAGAUGAUUGCAAAGAAAUUGUUCCAGAUAUGGUUAACAAUAGAGUUAUUUGCAGUAAAAAUGUUGGGAUGCACAACGCUGUUCGUUUUGUUAACCCAUUAUUCUUCCAAAAGGACAAACCUAUCAAUGGUUGCAGAGAACUUGUUGAGGAGAUGGAGCUUGUUGAUCUCUUGAUUCUUGAAAAUGACAAAGAAAAGAAUUAAGUGAGAAUAUAUAUAGAGCUUUUGCAUCUUUCAUCAUUUAUUUAUUUCGCGAUUUUUUUUAAGAAGAAGAAGAAUAAAUCUGUUAUAAUUUCUCCUCGAUGUGUAACUCAACAUGGAAAAC